GAGGCCACGCCCCCAAUCGGAAGUGACGGAGACGAGCUAGCGCGUCGAAGCUACCUCUAUGGUUUUCCUCCCGUUCUUGAGUCGGGAGAUGGCCGCUGUGUAGUUACAACGGAGCUGAGUCCCGACAACCGUCCUUCGGCGUGUCAGGAAUUUAAAUUUAAAAUCUCAGAAUAUUCUCUCCAGAAGAAUUUUACACUAUCUCAAAGACUUCACAUUGACUGCUUCAUCCUGCAUAAAAUUUAAGGAGAAAGAAAUGGGUCGCUCCAAUUCUAGAUCCCAUUCUUCAAGAUCAAAGUCUAGAUCACAGUCUAGUUCUCGAUCAAGAUCAAGAUCCCACUCUAGAAAGAAGAGAUACAGUUCUAGGUCUCGUUCCAGGACGUAUUCAAGAUCUCGUAGUAGAGAUCGUAUUUAUUCUAGAGAUUAUCGCCGAGAUUACAGAAAUAAUAGAGGAAUGAGACGACCUUAUGGGUAUAGAGGAAGGGGUAGAGGGUAUUAUCAAGGAGGAGGAGGUAGAUAUCAUCGAGGUGGUUACAGACCUGUCUGGAAUAGAAGACACUCUAGGAGCCCUCGACGAGGCCGUUCACGUUCCAGGAGUCCAAAAAGAAGAUCUGUUUCUUCUCAAAGAUCCCGAAGCAGAUCUCGACGGUCAUAUAGAUCCUCUCGGUCUCCAAGAUCAUCCUCUUCUCGUUCUUCAUCCCCAUAUAGCAAAUCUCCUGUCUCUAAAAGACGAGGGUCUCAGGAAAAGCAAACCAAAAAAGCUGAAGGGGAGCCCCAAGAAGAGAGUCCUUUGAAAAGUAAAUCACAGGAGGAACCGAAAGAUACCUUUGAACAUGACCCAUCUGAAUCUAUUGAUGAGUUUAAUAAAUCAUCAGCCACUUCUGGUGAUAUCUGGCCUGGCCUUUCAGCUUAUGAUAAUAGUCCCAGAUCACCCCAUAGUCCUUCACCAAUUGCUACCCCACCUAGUCAGAGUUCAUCUUGUUCUGAUGCGCCCAUGCUCAGUACAGUCCACUCUGCAAAAAACACCCCUUCUCAGCAUUCACAUUCCAUUCAACAUAGUCCUGAAAGAUCUGGGUCAGGUUCUGUUGGAAAUGGAUCUAGUCGAUACAGUCCUUCUCAGAAUAGUCCGAUUCAUCACAUCCCUUCACGAAGAAGCCCUGCAAAGACAAUCACACCACAGAAUGCUGCAAGAGAUGAAGCUAGGGGACGUUCCUCAUUUUAUCCAGAUGGGGGAGAUCAGGAAACUGCAAAGACAGGAAAAUUCUUAAAAAGGUUCACAGAUGAAGAGUCUAGAGUAUUCCUGCUUGAUAGGGGUAAUACCAGGGAUAAAGAGGCUCCAAAGGAGAAAGGAUCAGAGAAAGGGAGGGCAGAGGGAGAGUGGGAAGAUCAGGAAGUUUUAGAUUAUUUCAGCGAUAAAGAGUCUGGAAAACAAAAGUUUAAUGAUUCAGAAGGGGAUGACACAGAGGAGACAGAGGAUUAUAGACAAUUCAGGAAAUCAGUUCUUGCAGAUCAGGGUAAAAAUUUUGCUACCACAUCUCACCGGAAUACUGAGGAGGAAGGACCCAAGUACAAGUCCAAAGUUUCACUGAAAGGAAAUAGAGAAAGUGAUGGAUUUAGAGAAGAAAAAAAUUAUAAGCUUAAAGAGACUGGAUAUGUAGUGGAAAGGCCUAGCACUACAAAAGAUAAGCACAAGGAAGACGACAAAAAUUCUGAGAGAAUAACAGUAAAGAAAGAAACUCAGUCACCUGAGCAGGUAAAGUCUGAAAAGCUCAAAGACCUCUUUGAUUACAGUCCCCCUCUACACAAGAAUGUGGAUGCUCGAGAAAAGUCUACCUUCAGAGAGGAGAGCCCACUUAGGAUCAAAAUGAUAGCCAGUGAUUCUCAUCGUCCUGAAGUCAAACUCAAAAUGGCGCCCGUUCCUCUUGAUGAUUCUAACAGACCUGCUUCCUUGACUAAAGACAGGCUACUUGCUAGUACACUUGUCCAUUCUGUCAAGAAGGAGCAAGAAUUCCGAUCCAUCUUUGACCACAUUAAGUUGCCACAGGCCAGCAAAAGCACGUCAGAGUCAUUUAUUCAACACAUUGUAUCCUUGGUUCAUCAUGUUAAAGAGCAAUACUUCAAAUCACCUGCAAUGACCCUAAACGAGAGGUUCACUUCAUAUCAGAAAGCCACUGAAGAACAUAGUACCCGGCAAAAGAGCCCUGAGAUUCACAGGAGAAUUGACAUCUCUCCAAGUGCCCUGAGGAAGCAUACCCGUUUAGCAGGGGAGGAGAGAGUUUUUAAAGAAGAUAAUCAAAAGGGAGAUAAAAAAUUAAGGUGUGAUUCUGCUGACCUUCGGCAUGACAUUGAUCGUCGGAGAAAAGAAAGAAGUAAAGAACGUGGGGAUUCCAAGGGCUCCAGGGAAUCCAGUGGAUCAAGAAAGCAGGAAAAACCUCCAAAAGAUUACAAGGAAUACAAAUCUUAUAAAGAUGACAGUAAACAUAAAAGUAGAGAGCAAGAUCAUUCUCGAUCUUCAUCAUCUUCAGCAUCACCUUCUUCUCCCAGUUCUCGUGAAGAAAAGGAGAGUAAGAAGGAACGAGAAGAAGAAUUUAAAACUCACCAUGAGCUGAAAGAAUACUCAGGCUUUGCAGGAGUUAGCCGACCACGAGGAACUUUUUUUCGAAUUAGAGGCAGAGGAAGAGCCAGAGGAGUUUUUGCUGGGACAAAUACUGGUCCAAACAACUCAAAUACUACUUUUCAAAAGAGACCGAAGGAAGAGGAAUGGGAUCCAGAAUAUACCCCAAAGAGCAAGAAGUACUUCUUGCAUGAUGACAGAGAUGAUGGUGUGGAUUAUUGGGCCAAAAGAGGAAGAGGUCGCGGUACUUUCCAACGUGGCAGAGGGCGCUUUAACUUCAAGAAAUCAGGUAGCAGUCCAAAAUGGACUCAUGACAAAUACCAAGGGGACGGGAUUGUUGAAGAUGAAGAAGAGACUAUGGAAAAUAAUGAAGAAAAGAAGGACAGACGCAAAGAAGAAAAGGAAUAGUAAAUCUGAAGUGAGAUUGCUACAGAGAGCAGAACUUGCACCCACCUUUUUUUUUUUUUUUACCUGAUUUUUGUUUUCAAAUAAGAAUGUAAGCAUUUUACUUAAAUUUUACUGUUUGCAAGUAGCCUAUAGAAAUUUUGUUUUAAGUCCUCAAAUAUCUUUAAAAUAGUAGAUUGUAUGUUGAAAAUUGUACUGAAAUAAAGUAGAAAAUUGUUACGUACCAUAUUUGUAACUAUCAACUUUUAAAAAAAUUCUUUUACUGUUUUUGUUACAUGCAAUGUAAUUCUGCUUUGUCUAUAAGAUAUGGUCAAGUACAGCUUUGUGAAAGUUCUGAUUCUCUUCCUCUUCCCUCCCUGUUUGUUAAUGUUUAUUCUGAAGUAAGCGUUAGCUCUACAUACAAAUCCCUGAAGAGAAGUUGUUUAUAGAGACCACACUAAUUAUUUUAACUGUAUACAUCUGUGACAUUUUCUUUAAUUCAAACACACUACAUUGUAGGGUGACUAAUUUUUGAAGUAUAAAAAAGCAAAAGGUUGUUACUUUGGUAAAUAAACUAAGCUAGUUUAACAUUUCAGCAAAUGUUUAAGAGGGAAAAAAUUUUUUUUGUCAAUAGCUAAAACAGUAUGAGCUACUAAAAGUUCGAUUGAAAUGUUUGAGAAUUUUUUUUUUUUUCAAUAUUGAAAGCAAGCAUUGACUUAUAUAAACCAUUCUUGCAAGCCUUUACUAUUUGGGUUCAAAAUUCAGUGUUCUUUUUCUAUUCUAAAGUUUGAGUCAUGGUCUUAGGUAUAGGUAUCCAGCUAGGUAUCAGCUAUUCAUUGUGAGGAAAUUGGUUUCGAAAAUCCCAUUCCUUCUGAAUGUCUUAAAUAAAAAACAAUAAGACCUGUAAUCCUGAUGUUAGUAUGGAAGAGGAAUAUUCUACAGAAAAUCUUAGAUUAAAAGAAUGUACCUGAAUUCAUAUCUUACGUAUUUAUUGAGUUUUGCGUCAGCUAAAACAUUAGUUUGUAGUCUAACCAUAAGGGAAAAAAAGCUACCAAUGUACUGUUCAUUAGUAGUAUUUUAAGUAACUAUUUUUUGAUUUUCGAAGUCAUCAAUAAAGUUUUGUCAGGAAGUUUGUUGCAUCAUUGCUCGAACUUGGUUUUUAUUUUUUCCCUUGAUAUCAGUAGGAGUUUGUAAAAUGCCUUUUUUUCUUCCCAAGGUUUCUAUUAUUCAGGUAAACAGUCUUACCAAUGUGAAUUACCUUUGUGUUUAUGCUGAUAGCUCUUUAAGAAUGAAAAUUUGAAGUAGUAAAUUUCAAUGUUAAGUCUGUUCACAAAUAAUCAAAUUUCUUUGUUAACUCAGCAGUUGAAUUAGUUGUAUAUGUUUGCAUUAAAAGGAGAUAAUGCUUACUCUGUUAGUGUAAACUUUUUAAAGACCUUAUAUCUUUGGCUCUUUCAUUCUCACUUGAUUUGCAGUGCUUCUAUAGCACCUGAAUUGCAACCCAGGGGCAUUAAGCUAACAGUUGCUGGAGGGGAGAGGAGGGAGAAAGGAAAACAAUGUAUGAUGACUAUUGGCUCUAAGAUCUUUAGCGUUGCAUGAUUUCUUCUGUUAAUGUCUUUCCGAAAUUAUUUUUUAGAGCAGAGGAGAUAGUGUCAAAGCAAGUGUGUGUUGCAUUAAUCUAGACAAUAUUCUUCUGGUUAGAAAUAAUAUUUGAUUACACAUAAAAGCAACAUGCAUUUCAUCUCCGACUUAGGAGGAUUUUUUGGGAUCAUUUUGUUUCAUACAAUUAAAUUUAACCUUUAUUUUGGCAGUUACCUGGUUAGGUACUAAAUCUAUGCUAACUUAAUGUGCAGUUUUGCUUUUCUACUUAAGACAAUAGAAAGAAAGGAAUUUUUUGAGAAAUCACUUAAUGGGGAAUGGGAGUAGUUAGCUAAAUCCUAUCAGCAGGUUUUAAGUGCAAAUGCACUGCUUUAACCCAGAUACAUACAUGAUUUGAUUCCUUUUACUCUUUAACAAAAUUUAGGAAAGCCUGUCAUACUGGGACAUAACAGGAAGAGUGACUGUGAGAACUCUAAUAGAAUGCCAUUUGAAUGUUACCUUUUUUCAGAGCCAAGCAUAUAAAAAGUAGUCUGUGUAUUUUUAAACCACACCUUCACACUUCAUGACGUUAUAAAAGCUGAGUGGUUCCUCAUUAAGGGUAUUUAUUUACAAGUGCCAGAAAAAUCUUAAUUGAUUAUAUUAAAAGACUUGUGUAGAGGAGAAAAGUAAAAAUGAACCAAAGGAUAUUUUCAAAAAAUAUCCUUUUAAGAGUGUUUACGAAGGCCAUGACUCAGUCCUUAGAUGUGUAUACCUUUAGACAGUCCAGGGAUUUUAAUAUAAAAAGCAAAGUUAUUGUUUCCCCAUUACAGCCUUCUUUAAAGAGUUGUUAAUGUUUUCUUUUGUCACAGUUAAAAUCAGCAUUGGGGUUUAAAUUACAAUUUGAGAAAAAAUAUUACCCAAUAAGAAUGAAUGUAGAUGCCUAAACGAUUCUUACUCAGUGUGAUGUAUAAUGCAACAGGGACUCUUGUAAAUUGUCAUAUGCCAAUAAACUGUCAUAAGUGGUAAAGCUGUUGUUUGCUACAUGAUUUUU
Talpa occidentalis (Iberian mole) is the source of this 5621-nucleotide messenger RNA. It is a transcript of the gene BCLAF1, whose product is annotated as BCL2 associated transcription factor 1. Lineage: Eukaryota; Metazoa; Chordata; Mammalia; Eulipotyphla; Talpidae. Gene Ontology annotation, molecular function: transcription coregulator activity; DNA binding. The record is from RefSeq and is a predicted model, not a curated record. Gene Ontology annotation, cellular component: mediator complex. Bases 254 to 3019 code for a protein of 921 amino acids. The transcript has 13 exons. Gene Ontology annotation, biological process: positive regulation of transcription by RNA polymerase II.